Molecule: messenger RNA, 972 nt
Organism: Bathycoccus prasinos
Lineage: Eukaryota; Viridiplantae; Chlorophyta; Mamiellophyceae; Mamiellales; Bathycoccaceae
Exons: 1
Coding region: 1-972 (323 amino acids)
Biological process (GO): cellular response to oxidative stress
Cellular component (GO): cytoplasm
Molecular function (GO): quinone reductase (NADPH) activity
Source: RefSeq, a predicted model, not a curated record
AUGAAAAUCGAGAAAGAUUACCCGACGCCAAAGCUGAACCCGGGGUCGGUGUUGAUCAAGAACAAAUUCUCCGGGAUUAACUUCAUCGACACCUAUCACCGUUCGGGUUUGUAUAAGAGAGACUUACCUUUUAUUGGCGGCCAAGAAGGCGGCGGUUUCGUCGCGGCGACGUCGCCGGAGGCGGAAGCGCAAGGCGUGAAAGUCGGCGACAGAGUGGCGUAUUCUUCGGUGUUUCAAACGUACGCGGAGUACACCGCGGUUCCAGCGCAUAAGGUUGUUACCGUCCCUGAAGAGAUUCCGUUAGAUGUGGCCGUUUCAUGCGGGGUACAAGGCAUGACGGCGCAUUACUUGACCCACUCCGCGCACGCGCAGUUGAUCAAACCGGGCGAGUGGAUGCUCAUCCACGGCACCGGUUCCGGGACCUGCCAAUGGGCCGCGCAAAUGGCAAAGUUAAGAGGCUAUAAAGUCAUCGGCACGUGCUCUAAGUCUAAGGUGGAUAUUGCCAAAGGUACUGGCGUGGAUGAGUUGAUUGUCUACGACGAAGCACCCGGGACUUCGUACGAAGACUACUCCUCGGUGGAUUUAGUCCCAAAAGUUAUGGAAAUCACAAACGGGCAAGGCGUGAAGUGCGUCAUUGACGGGAUCGGGUUAGCGACUUGGGAAACCUCGAUUGAAGUCUUGGCCACCAAAGGCAUCUUUGUCUCUUUCGGCAACGCUUCCGGUGCCGUCCCGGCCUUUCCGCCGUUGAAGUUAAUCAACAAAUCAGCGUUUUUAACGCGACCAAAAUUGAACGACUACACGCAAACGAGAGAGGAGUUGAUGUGGAGAGCGAACGAUAUUUUCGGUUGGAUUAAAUCGGGUGAGUUGAAGGUGGCGGUGGACAGAUGCUUUCCGUUGGAUCAAGCGAAAGAAGGUCACGACUAUUUGGAAGCUGGUAAAAGUCGAGGGAAGGUUCUGUACGAGAUCAACUGA